AUGAAGUCAGUCGUCUGGCUUUCCUUCUUUGGCGCGGGGGCCAUGGCCCACCCGUCCGGUCUCUGGUGGGGUACCGACCAGUGCUACCCAAGCCCGGAGAAUCUCGACAACGCCUGUCUGCCCAGCCAGGAGGGGGGUUUCGACUGGUCCGAGCUGGGCAAUGGAGAUAACUGGACCUUCGAAGGGUUCAACUUCAAUGGCUUCGAUGCCAGUGAUGUGUGCGGAAACUCGGGAGGCAAGUGCAUCCAGGCCAAGCUCUCGCGCGAUGACAACUACAACAUCCGAGUCGAGGCCACCGAUGCGCCCUUCUCCGUGAGCACUCUGCACAUGUCGACUUCACGGGAUACUCUGGUCAUCAUGAGCUAUCAUAUGCCCAGCGGAUCCGUCUGCCGUCAAUAUGUUCAAUCCUCGCCCGACGGCGUGGAUGUCACCAACGAGCAGUGCGGUGGUGCGGUGGCUGUCGACUUCACUCUGCCCGAAGAUAGCAAGUUCGGCGAGUGCGACAUGGCCAUUCAUCGCAUGGACUUUGACUGCUCACCUGGUCCCAAGGGUCCUCCAGAGAUGCCCCACGAGGAGCAUCCCAGCCCUACGCCAGAGCACCCUGCCAGCACUCCUGUUCACUCGACGGCCGUCACAUCUGUGCACUGGACUCAUCCAUCGUCUUCGCCACCGAUGCACACCACUAGCAUCGAGUCUUGGACACGCCCAACUACACGGUCUGUUGAGACCUCGAUCCCGUGGACACACUCAGAGUACACUCACUCGGAGUCCACAUACUCGCAGCCCACACACUCCGAACCAACGCACUCGAUGCCGGCGCACACCGAGCCCAUGGAGCCUUGGACUACUACGGAAUAUGCUGAGACUUCAACAUCCUGCACCAGCAGCUGGAUUAUGCACACAACUGCUGUGGAGGUCUGGUCCACCACAGAGGUUGUUGAGACCUCGCCCGUCUUCACUAGCAGCUGGGAAACUCACAGCACUCCAGUCGAUGUUUGGCCCACCGAGCAAGUCAGCGAGUCUUCGACUUCUUGCACUGGCUCGACUGAUGAAAUCCCGUCCUGGUCGACCACAGAUCCAGUCCACUCUUGGCCUACCACGGAGCAAGUGCCUUCUUGGACCACCACCGAGAAAGUUCCUCACUGGCCUACCACCGACAGCGCGAUCACCUCCGAGGCCACUACUUGGCCAGCCAUGACGCAUUCCCUGCCUGCUGUGCCCACCGGCGUGGAUGCAACUACUGCGGACGUCCAGGAAACCACCAGCAGCUGCACCAGCUCCUGGAUCACCUACACCAGCCCGGUCGAGACUUGGACCACUUCGACUGUCUGGUCCACCGCGGAGAUCACGAUCAGCUCCUGCGCACCCACGGCUACCAACUGCCCCCCUCAUUCCACCGCCGUGAUCACCAGCUCGGUGGCUGUUUCCACCACUGUCUGCCCGUACACCUCCAUGGAAACGACUUCUGUGCUGACGACUUGGAUUCCCGAGACUGUCGUGCCGAUGGUCCCUAGCUCGACCCACGGCGCUGCAGUGACCACCGUCGUGCCCCCUCCCGCUGAGAGCAGCCCCGUCGUUCCCGCCCCAUGCCCUGAGGUUGUUCCCAAGUGCCUGAACACCUGGCUUACGAUUCCUCAGUGUGACUCCAACAGCGAUGCGGGCUGCUUCUGUCCCUCCUCGGAGUUCACUGAGAAGGUCACCUCUUGCAUUCACUCUUGGGGUGAAAGCACCGAGCAGGUUGAGUCGGCCCUUUCAUACUUUGCUGGUAUUUGCGCUCCGUACAUCCCCAGCAACCCCGAGAUUAUCGACAUCAUGGCUCCCUGUCCGACUGGUCCCCCUCAGGAAGGCCCUCAUCACACUUCCACUGCACCGGUUUCUGAGGGCUCGUCCCCUGUUGAGACCGUGCCCCCCCUUGUCUCUUCUGUCACUGAGCAAGGCCCCUACCCGACAUCUGAUUCUCCAGUCCCUGUGCACACAGUCAGCGUGCCUGUUUCAGAGCCUUCGGCUCCUGGCGAGACCCAUACAGUGCCCGCUCCAGUUAUGACCUCUCCCCCGGAGCAUGGAGUUCCUCCUGUUUCAACCUGGACCGCUCCCGGUGGCCAUGUUACUUCGGCUCCCACGUCCUACAGCUGCCCUAGCACCACCAUGACCUGGUCGUCGCACACUGUUACCGUGCCCAUGGUUGAGUUCAGCACUGUCCACUCUGGUCACCACACCAGCGUGGCUCUGGUUCCCGGCACGUCUGGCAAGGGUCACUACACCACCCACCGCAGCACCUGCACAUCGACCGCGGUGUCAUCCUUCUCUACUACCACAUCCAAGACUACCACUCACACUGCCCAUGGUGAAAGCCCGACGACCACUGUGCCUCACUCCAACAGUGGUUCGAGUCUGUCCCUUUCCAGCCUCUCGGCUCUGAGCGUCGCGCUUGGAUUCUUGUUGCUUUAG
Messenger RNA from Penicillium oxalicum, 2448 nucleotides. RefSeq lists its product as uncharacterized. Bases 1 to 2448 code for a protein of 815 amino acids. The record is from RefSeq and is a predicted model, not a curated record. The transcript is spliced from 3 exons. Lineage: Eukaryota; Fungi; Ascomycota; Eurotiomycetes; Eurotiales; Aspergillaceae.